Molecule: messenger RNA, 3417 nt
Organism: Linepithema humile (Argentine ant)
Lineage: Eukaryota; Metazoa; Arthropoda; Insecta; Hymenoptera; Formicidae
Gene: Rpn2
Product: Regulatory particle non-ATPase 2
Biological process (GO): proteasome-mediated ubiquitin-dependent protein catabolic process; regulation of protein catabolic process
Cellular component (GO): proteasome storage granule; proteasome complex; proteasome regulatory particle, base subcomplex
Molecular function (GO): enzyme regulator activity
Source: RefSeq, a predicted model, not a curated record
CAAACCUUGUGUCAUUCGCUAUCAGUGGCUUGCCGCCAUAACUCUAUUGUACUGUGUUUUCGUUUCCAUUCAUCAGAAGUUUGCUGUCAUUCGAUGAAAUUUAGCAAGAUGAAUAUCACAUCAGCAGCUGGUAUUAUCUCUUUACUGGAGGAGCCAAUGCCUGAAUUGAAGGUGUUUGCUUUGAAAAAACUGGACAUGAUAGUUGAUGAAUUUUGGCCCGAGAUUUCUGAGGCUAUAGAGAAGAUUGAAAUUCUGCACGAAGAUAAAUUAUUUCAACAGCAUGAGUUAGCUGCUCUGGUUGCCAGCAAGGUGUACUAUCAUUUGGGGAGCUUUGAGGACUCUUUAACAUACGCUCUUGGAGCAGGCGAGCUGUUUGAUGUCAAUGCUCGAAAUGAAUACGUUGACACUACUAUUGCUAAGUGUAUCGAUUACUACACCCAGCAACGUGUUUUGGAGGCGGAAAGCAAGCUUCCUCCAGGUAGCAAGGGCAUUGAUCCUAGACUGGAGGGAAUUGUGAAUCGAAUGUUCCAACGUUGCCUGGAUGACCAUCAGUAUCGUCAGGCCUUGGGUCUCGCGCUGGAGACACGUAGAAUGGACAUAUUUGAAGCUGCUAUCAUGCAGUCUGAUGAUGUGAGCGGAAUGUUGUCGUACGCCUUUCAGGUUGCGAUGAGUCUUAUCCAGAAUCGUGGAUUCCGCAACACAGUGCUCCGCUGUCUUGUCAGUCUCUAUCGUAAUCUCAAUACACCCGAUUACGUCAAUAUGUGCCAGUGCUUGAUCUUCCUGGAUGAUCCACUGGCAGUGGCCGAGCUUCUAGACCGCCUGACCAAGGGCUCGCACGAUUGCGUGCUGAUGGCUUAUCAGAUCGCCUUCGAUCUGUACGAAUCCGCGACUCAACAGUUCCUCGGUCGUGUCAUGCAAGCUUUGCGAGCUACCGCGCCCAUCCCGGGAGCAUUAAUGGUUAAGCCGGUAGUUAAACCGGCCGCUGCCAGUACUACUAAGAACGCUGAAACCAAUACUGAGUCCGCAAAUAUGGAGACUGAUGAGGGGACUGUGGUUUCCACUGCGGAAGAAAAGACUCAACGCAGUGUUGAAAGUUUGAACGCAGAAGAGAGAGAACAACAAGAACGCGUAGACGCUUUGUCCAGCAUUCUGGGCGGCGAAGUAUCUAUCGAUCUGCAUCUACAAUUCCUUAUUCGCAGCAAUCAUACCGACAUGCUGAUCUUGAAGAACACUAAGGACGCAAUACGAGUUUCGAUUUGCCACACUGCCACUGUGAUAGCGAAUGCCUUCAUGCAUUCCGGCACAACUAGCGAUCAAUUCUUGAGAGAUAAUUUGGAGUGGCUGGCUCGAGCCACCAAUUGGGCGAAACUGACUGCGACGGCUUCUCUGGGAGUGAUACAUCGAGGACACGAACAGGAAGCUUUAGCCUUGAUGCAAUCUUAUUUACCGAGAGAUUCCGGUGCUGCCGGUGCUGGAUAUUCCGAAGGCGGCGGUUUGUACGCCUUAGGACUUAUACACGCUAAUCACGGGGCUGCCAUUACAGAUUAUCUCUUGGGUCAAUUAAAGGAUGCUCAAAAUGAGAUGGUUCGUCAUGGUGGCUGCCUCGGUCUUGGAUUAGCAGCAAUGGGCUCUCACAGGCAAGACGUUUACGAGCAACUGAAGUUCAACCUGUACCAAGAUGACGCUGUAACGGGUGAAGCGGCCGGAAUCGCCAUGGGUAUGGUUAUGCUGGGAUCUAAAUCCACGCAAGCGAUCGAGGAUAUGGUUGCGUACGCCCAAGAGACGCAGCACGAGAAGAUCCUACGUGGCCUCGCGGUCGGCAUCGCCUUCACGAUGUACGGUCGCCUCGAGGAGGCCGAUCCCCUAGUGACGUCCUUGUGCGCCGACAAAGACCCGAUCCUACGUAGGAGCGGCAUGUACACCCUCGCGAUGGCCUACUGCGGCACCGGAAACAACCAGGCCAUCCGCAAGCUGCUGCACGUUGCCGUCUCUGAUGUUAACGAUGACGUUCGACGAGCCGCAGUUACUGGUCUGGGCUUCCUGCUGUUCCGGACGCCGGAGCAGUGUCCCAGCGUCGUGUCCCUCCUAGCGGAGAGCUACAAUCCGCACGUGAGAUACGGCGCGGCGAUGGCCCUGGGUAUCGCCUGCGCGGGCACCGGUCUGAAAGAAGCCAUCGCGCUGCUGGACCCGAUGACCAACGACCCCGUGAAUUUCGUCAGGCAGGGCGCGCUGAUCGCCUCCGCCAUGAUCCUGAUCCAGCAGACCGAGUCCACGUGUCCCCGCGUCAAGGACUUCAGGGCGCUGUACGCCAAGGUCGUCGUGGACAAGCACGAAGACGUGAUGGCCAAGUUCGGGGCCAUCCUGGCGCAAGGAAUAAUCGAUGCCGGUGGCCGUAAUGUGACCGUAUCUCUGCAAUCGCGGACGGGCCACACGAACAUGCUGGCGGUGGUCGGCGCGCUGGUGUUCACGCAGUACUGGUACUGGUUCCCGCUCGCGCACUGCCUCGCCCUGGCCUUCACGCCUACGUGCCUGAUCGCCCUGAACGCCCAGCUGAAGAUGCCCAAGCUGGAGAUCAGGUCGAACGCCAGGCCGAGCGUGUACGCGUACCCGGCGCCUCUCGAAGAGAAGAAGAGAGAGGAGCGGGAGAAAGUCACCACUGCUGUCCUCAGUGUCGCGGCGCGCGUCAGGAGACGCGAGUCCGAGAGGAAGGCCAGGGAUUCGCACGACAAGAUGGAGGUGAUUACAGUAAAGCCGCGAGCGAUUUACAAGUGCGAGAGUUCCAGCCAGCGAAGAAGCAAACUUAAAAAAACAUUGCAGGAUCCGCCUUCGGAGACAAAGGAGCUUCACGAAGUGAAGGAAGCUGCGUCGUCUUCGAAGGAGAAGGACGACAAGAAGAAUAUCGAGAAGGAGGUCAAGGAGCCGAAGGAGAAGACCGAGAAAAAGGCGGGCAAAGAGGACGAAAAGGAGAAGAAGGAGCCGGAAGCGAGCUUCGAGAUCCUCCAGAAUCCGGCGCGGGUUCUGCGUCAGCAGCUGAAGGUCAUUCAGCCGAUCGAGGGCGGCCAUUACGUGCCCGUGAAGGAUAUUCAAAUCGGCGGCAUCGUCAUGGUCAAGCACAUGCAAACCGACACCGAAGAGGAACUCGUCGAGCCCGUCGCCGCCUUCGGACCGAAGCCCGAAGAGGAGAAGGAAGCCGAGCCACCCGAGCCAUUCGAAUACACCGAGGAUUAAGAACAUGCGUCACUUCCGCCAUUCGUUAUCGCGAUAGAAUUGCGAUAUGUUCGUCCCCCCCGUCACUUUCCCUUGAUAUGUCUCGCUCGUGUUUUUUUAUACCUGUCGCGAUCUUCUCUUAUACGCGUGUCCGCCUAAUCGGCGAAAUACUCAACGAGCUUCAAUAAAAGGCGUUAGAGUUAUUCGUGU